Rhododendron vialii is the source of this 468-nucleotide messenger RNA. RefSeq lists its product as uncharacterized. The transcript has 2 exons. The record is from RefSeq and is a predicted model, not a curated record. Lineage: Eukaryota; Viridiplantae; Streptophyta; Magnoliopsida; Ericales; Ericaceae. Bases 1 to 468 code for a protein of 155 amino acids.
AUGGGGGGCGCCUACAUCGGACAUACUUCCGCGGCUGCGGGCCUCUCGUCCCAGGCCAUCGACGUCGACGACAAAACCACCAUCCACUUUUGGGACCCAAAAUCACCCGAUCCCACCAAUCCAAAACCACCUCUUGUUUUACUCCACGUCUUCGGCCCUGACACCCACUGGCAAUGGCACCCGCAGGUGGCAUUUUUUGCCCGAGAAUUCGCACUUUACAUACCCAACCUCUUGUUUUUGGGCAAUUCCACUGCUAAGUACGCGGAGAAGUCAGAGAUGUUCCAGGCGGUUUCGUGGGUUGCCAACAAUCAAUCCACUGGGCCAUACAUGGAGACAACUCCGACACAGGGACACUACCUAGGACACCACAUAGAACUAAAGUUCAUGGGAGAGGCAUGCCCGGGAAGCAAAACCAGAAGCCUUGGAUUUGCUCAUGUUGCAAAAUUGCGGUUCUUAACUGAUCUAUAG